AUGGGGGGGCAGAAGUCUGACCUUCCGGCCCUGGGACCACCAGCUGGGAUGCAGCCUUUACGUGUGGACCUCAGGACGCUUCUUCUCUUGGUUCUGCUUCCUUGUCCAGGUGCAUGGCAAUUCCAUGUGAUAGGACCAAGAGCACCAGUCAUUGCCUUGGUUGGGGAAGAGGCUGUGUUGUCCUGCCAGCUGAACCCAUCAAUGGAUGCUCAGAACAUGGAAGUGAGAUGGUACCGGACUGAUCCUUUUGGCCUGGUGCAUCGUUAUGGUACUUCCUGGAAUAAAAUAGAGGAGCAGAAGCCAGAGUACCAAGGGAGGACAGAGUUCUUGAAGGAGAAUAUUACCAAAGGGCAUGUUGCCCUAAGGAUCCAUCGCAUCCAACCUUCAGAUGGAGGGGAGUAUGUAUGUUUCUUUGAAAGCUCCACAUACUAUAAUGAUGCAACAUUCCAAGUGCUGGUCACAGGUAAACUUCGGGAAGAUUAUGGUAAACUUCAGGAAGAGAAUGGGUUUGCUCUGGAGGACAAAUCUGCAUUAGCUUCAGAUUAUGUGGGAGGUUUCCAAGACUGUAGGGAAGCAGUAACAGAUGAACCUAGUGGUAUUGAAGAAACAGGUAGAUCAAAGAGAGGACUAGCAUGUGAAAAGCAGGAAGCCCAAGAAGCACUAAAUCUGGGGGAGCCAAGACUGACAACAUGUUCUUCCAUAGAAAAUGUUACCCUGGAUCCAGAGACAGCUCACCGAUAUCUCCAAGUUGCUGAGGACAAUAAAAGUGUGAAAGGAGGUGAUACCUUGCAAGAACUGCCCAAAAGUAGGCAGCGGUUUGAUAACCUAGUCUGUGUAUUAGGUCAGCAAUUUUUUUCCAAAGGUAGACACUACUGGGAAGUGAAUGUGAAAAAGAAAAUAAAAUGGACUCUGGGCAUUUGUAAACAUUCUAUCCGCAGACAAGGAGAAAUCAUCGUGUCCCCAGAAACUGGGUUCUGGACACUGUGUUUGAAUAGAAGUAAGGACUACCAAGCUCUUGCAAAUCCACGGAUAACACUCCACCUUGAGGAAUCUCCUGAGAUUAUUGGAAUCUUCCUGGACUAUGAGGCUGGGAGGGUGUCCUUUUAUAACGUGACCAACCUGACUCACAUCUACACUUACAAAGAGUGCUUCACUGAGGCCUUGAGACCAUACUUUUAUCCUGGCCCCCUCUACAAUGGUCAAAAUGAACACCCUCUGACCAUCCUGUCAUUAAGGUACAUAAACAAGCCAGGAAGAAGAUGUUCUGUGUGA
Messenger RNA from Callorhinus ursinus (northern fur seal), 1272 nucleotides. NCBI's taxonomy places the organism in Eukaryota, Metazoa, Chordata, Mammalia, Carnivora, Otariidae. The record is from RefSeq and is a predicted model, not a curated record.